This is a messenger RNA of Purpureocillium takamizusanense, 1434 nucleotides long. RefSeq lists its product as uncharacterized. Bases 1 to 1434 code for a protein of 477 amino acids. NCBI's taxonomy places the organism in Eukaryota, Fungi, Ascomycota, Sordariomycetes, Hypocreales, Ophiocordycipitaceae. Gene Ontology annotation, molecular function: metal ion binding. The transcript has 3 exons. The record is from RefSeq and is a predicted model, not a curated record.
AUGCAUCGGUUUGACAAGCGGUACUCGAGCCCUCGUCCUCCUCCUCCUUCGCCCACUCAAGUCCCGUGGACGGCCGAGGGACGAUGCGGCGGCGGCGUUCGUGGUGAUCUCGUCUCCGGCGCCUCGGCCAGCCAUCUCGGCAACGGCAACGGCAACGGCGGCGGCGGCGGCGGCGGCUCCUACCCCACGGCGCGAAGAAUGAGCGUACAGCUUCAGCAACGGGACCCCCGGCGCUGCUGGCCUGGACACCAUGUUGCUGCUGGCGACUCCGUCUCUGGGCUGUCCGCAUCGCUGCGACAUGAUACUACCGGCGGCGGUCGAGGGGUCGUUGUCGAGGGCGGCUGGACCCCUUCGUCGUCUGCGGGACGACAGCACGUACCGGACGGGGUGGUGGUAGUGCCCCAGGCGAUGAGAGUGCUCGACCGUGGCGGCGACGAGGAUGGCUCGGGGUGUUAUUACCUGAGCAGGGGCAACGGGCAGGUUACGAGACUGAUCCCCGCGGACAUGCUGUUGCCGCCCCUCGGAGAGGUUCCAGCCAGGGAGAUGUAUCAUCCGGGCAUGGUCGUCCUCGGAGCGUUGCUGCCGCCGCCGCCGCCGCCGCCGGGAGGGAGUCGGCCGCAUACCGGGGUCGUUGCUGACGCUCACCAUGAGUUGGGUGCUAUCAAGAAGAAUUCCGAUCGCCACCACCACCACCACCACCUCGGCGGCGGCGGUCCGGUCGCGACGGGGUCAGCUAGCAACAACAGCAACGGCAGCAGUGGAGGUGGCAGUAGCAGCAGCUGCAGCAGCAAGACUGCCGCAACUGCUACUGCUACUGCUGCUACGACUAGCCGUCGCCACAAGGUAUACUGCGACAAGUGGAUCCACGAGGGCGUCUGCGCCUUCACGCAGCAGGGGUGCAAGUUCAAGCACGAGAUGCCCUUUGACGGGGAGACGCAGAGGUCGCUCGGCCUCUUCCAGGGCCUGCCCGGGUGGUACCGCAAGAGCCAGGACGAGGACGAGGCGACGCGCGGCGGCGGCGGAUCCAUGCUCCUGGGCCUGGGCAGCGGCGGCGACGAUAAUGAUGGACAGGUUGGGAGGCGACGACCGGCAGCGAGAGUAGCAACAGCAGUAGCGGCGACGGUGGGGGGCCAGGUGAGGCCCUCAGCGGCAAGGAGAGAUGCGGUGACGGCCCAGCACCACCAUCAUCCGCUGGGCGACUACGACAAGAUGCGUACGGUGCAGCCCAACGGCGCAGGUGGUGGUGAUGGUCCCCUCGUACCGUAUAAUUGGGGCCCGGUAGGCACGCCGGCGAGGAAGAGGCUCGCUGGCGGUCCUGGUGUGUGCAUCGGGGGGCAGCACAAGGCGACGACGACGACGAUGACGACGUAUAGAGGUGUCUCGACACAACCUGUGGCCGAGUUUUGCAGGUACGCGGGCGGGACGUAUCCGUGA